Messenger RNA from Eleginops maclovinus (Patagonian blennie), 2381 nucleotides. RefSeq names its product neuronal calcium sensor 1b (gene ncs1b). The coding region runs from base 572 to 1144 and encodes 190 amino acids. The transcript has 11 exons. The record is from RefSeq and is a predicted model, not a curated record. Gene Ontology annotation, molecular function: calcium sensitive guanylate cyclase activator activity; calcium ion binding. Lineage: Eukaryota; Metazoa; Chordata; Actinopteri; Perciformes; Eleginopidae.
UGUCUCUCUGGCACUGAGCUCGGUUGGUCGGAGCCAGCAGCAGCAGCAGCAGCAGCAACGUCACCCUCUGACGCCGGCAUCAGAGCAGCACGGGCGGCCAUCCACGCAGCAGCGAGUCGCUUCAGAACUCGGCGGAGGAACACAGCUCUCUGCUUCGGGACUGACUUCCCGCUUUUGUUAGUCAGCUAAACCCUGAAGUUGCAUUACAUGGAAACGCUUUCAUUCAUUUCAGGUGUCUAAGUAACACCUAGGACGACAAAGCUUGACCUAACAAAAGAUGGUGUUUACCAGCAUGGCAUUCAUCAGAUAUACAUCACUGGCCAUGGACAUGAAGACCAGAUGUUUGCAGUAAAGGCUGCUAUGAAGAAAUGAGGAGAUAGUCGCUCAUAUAGACUCAACAACCUACAGGUCCUUUUUCCCAAGGCCCAUGUCUGGAGUACCAGGGCUGAUGACUGAGCAAAUCAUGACUGCAGCUUAAGUGAACUACACAGAAUAAUCAGACUGGAGAGGAGGGAGUAACAGGUUCUGUGCGCCAAGGUGGAUUUGGAAGUGUGGAGGAGAGCUGAAGAUCAUGGGUAAAUCAAACAGCAAGCUCAAGCCAGAGGUGGUGGAGGAGUUGACAAGGAAAACCUACUUCACAGAGAAAGAGGUGCAGCAGUGGUACAAAGGAUUUAUUAAAGACUGUCCAAGCGGGCAGCUGGAUGCUUUGGGAUUUCAGAAGAUAUACAAGCAGUUCUUUCCUUUCGGAGACCCUACAAAGUUUGCCUCCUUUGUCUUCAAUGUAUUUGAUGAAAAUAAGGAUGGACGCAUCGAGUUCUCUGAGUUCAUCCAGGCCUUGUCAGUGACCUCCCGGGGGACUCUUGAUGAGAAGUUGAGAUGGGCUUUUAAACUCUACGACCUUGAUAACGAUGGCUACAUCACCCGAGACGAGAUGUUAAACAUUGUAGAUGCCAUAUAUCAGAUGGUGGGGAACACUGUGGAGCUGCCAGAAGAAGAAAACACACCAGAAAAACGAGUUGACCGUAUUUUUGCAAUGAUGGACAAGAAUGCAGACGGGAAGCUGACUCUGCAGGAGUUUCAGGAGGGUUCAAAGGCAGAUCCUUCUAUUGUUCAGGCAUUGUCUCUCUAUGAUGGGCUUGUGUAGGAAUGUAAGAACUCAGAUGGAUCCGACUCAGCAUCCACACGCCAAUCCAGCGCCAUCACACCUGCAACGAGAAGAAGCCACUUUAAACUUCGCUCACCAAGAAGUGGACUGCAAACUCUUUGUGGCAGUAGCUGUUCGCCUACAUUUCCAGUUCGGAUUGUAAACAAGUAUAUCCUCUGAUGUGACAGAGAACUUAGCAAAACAUCAGCAAAUCCCUCAGUCAUUUAUCCGUGCUUCUAAAGAUAUGUUGCACCGCGUACACCCUUGAGUGUUGUGGACUGCAAGCAUUUCUGCAAGGGCAGUGUUGUGAUUUCCCAAUGCACAGUUCAAGGAACAAAAUUCCCCUUCUGAGAUGUUAGUGUGUUGUAUGUUCACAUGCUGAGGAUGCAUGUGAAGCGCUCAGAGGAACUGUGCUGCUGCUUCACCACCACAUGGAGAGACUUGAAACCUGGGAGAAUCUGGCCAAACGUGUUACUUGGUGAUCAUUUGAGCACUUACUAAAAGUUACAAAGCAGUAUAGUGUACAUUGUAUAAUGUAAAUAGAAUGGUAAUUUAUUUUCUGCUUUGCUGCGUUUAUGGGAAUUUCCUCAUAAGUAUGGAAUGAAGUUUUAUUUUUUAUCAAAUGUGUUGAAAUGUAUUGCCCUGUAUUUCUCAUUAUUGGGGGAUUUAUUUUCUCAAACAUUCAAACGUUUCCUUUUUCCUGAGAGAAUGGGACUUUUAUUUGAAGAAGAGCGUUGAAGUUGCCAGAGUUUACUCUGGAUUAUUUUACUGUGUUUGCAGUCUUUGCAUCCUAUUGUGUUUUUAUUUCCCCGUUAGCACUAGUGUCUGCAGUGUUACACAGCCACAUCCUGAACGACAUGACCAGGCAACACAGCCAAUUCUCACAGCUUACAUCUGAACUGAGGCUCAUUAUUCCUUUUGAGAGCAUCCUACUCCACCCUCAGCACACACACAGCCCUGGUCAUUGAGAAACAGGCACAAACAGACAUCAAUUCUGGUUGUAAAGAUUUUUGCGAGCUCUGUGGUUGCAAUUGUCCACUUGUAUUUGUCCUGUGCGAGGCCAGAGCAUGUGAUGAUGCCUUUUUUCCAUUGUUGGAUUGUUUUAUUUACAGCAUUAAGAUGUUUAUCAGCUUGACUGAUUUUAUGCCUUAUGCAAAUGAUAAUUUACUAAAUGAUAAAUGUCAUUUACCUGUUGAUUAACGGUAUAAGAGCACAGAAUAAAAUGCAUUUAAGUGGC